Messenger RNA from Cydia fagiglandana, 31239 nucleotides. Its product is annotated as microtubule-associated protein futsch. Gene Ontology annotation, cellular component: dendrite; microtubule; cytosol. Gene Ontology annotation, molecular function: microtubule binding; actin binding. Bases 58 to 24897 code for a protein of 8279 amino acids. Gene Ontology annotation, biological process: axonogenesis; dendrite development; regulation of microtubule depolymerization. The transcript has 11 exons. NCBI's taxonomy places the organism in Eukaryota, Metazoa, Arthropoda, Insecta, Lepidoptera, Tortricidae. The record is from RefSeq and is a predicted model, not a curated record.
UCACAAAUAUCAUUCCGUUCGGAGUGGUCGAGCGGGCCGGUUGUCCGCUUGGCCGGUAUGGAGAACGACGAGGAGCGCUCCUUGUCGCUGGGCACCGAGGUCUCGGCCUCUGUCCCGCCCCCGAGCCCCCUGACCGGGUGCUACCUGCUGGCGGUCAUCGGUGAGCCUCACACGCACGAGCAUAAGGAGAUUAUACUGCAGCGGCUUGUCAAAGGGCUACUAUCAUGGGAUUCAAACGAGCACCAGGUGGACCUGGAGGCCGAGCUGGCCACCCUCACGGCGCAGGCACCCGAGGGGGAGGAGGCCAGAUACGGCGAGCGACUAAUCCAAUUCGCGUCCGAGAACCUCGUGACGGAGAUCCUGAUCCACCCGCAGAUGAACACGCUGAUGCAGUGCAUGAGGAACCUGCUCAGCAGCUUCACCAGACACAGGCAUCUAGUCCACGCGGGCUACACCGCCGCGGGGAACGGCUCCUGGAUCAUGCAGGAUGGCACAUUUUCCCUCGCGGACUUCACAGACGCCUACCAAGAGAACGAGGUCCAACGCGUCAUCAGGGCCUACGAGAACUCGAUCUCCAUCGACAUACAUUGCUCUACCAGCGGCGGCGGGGAGUGGAGCAAACUCCCAGACAUGCCAUUUGUGAAACAUUGCAAGAUUAGGGUCAACCCUACGGAUAUACUCGAUUCUGGCUCCCAAGCCAUUAAGGACUUUGUCGCAUACGUGGAGCCCUACGUCACCCCAGCGAGCCUGGAGCGCCUGCUGGAGGCUUCCGACGUGGUGGGCAACAUCCGCUUCAGCCACCCCACCCUGUACGUGUUCCCUGGCGGGCAGGGGGACGCCGCGCUCUUCGGGAUCAACGGCUUCAACAUGCUGGUUGAUGGCGGCUUCUCCCGCAAAGCGUGCUGGUGGGACUUCGCUCGCCACCUGGACCGCCUGGACGCGGUACUGCUGACCAGGCUCAACAACUGCUCCGCUGCGGGCAUGGCGGCUGUGCUACGCAGGAAGGCACAGGCGUCCGUGUAUCCGCAGAUUGGACAUUUCUUCUGUAACCUGGAAGAGCGACGCGCCCUCGCCAGCCCCGACGGGGACAAAGACGCGGACCCCCUCCUCGUUUCCCUCCUCCAGGAGGGCUCCGAUAUGAUGGCGGACCUCCGACACCUCAACCUGAAGCCUCAGCAGUGCUACCGUAGCCCUGAGCCUAUUAACUUGUACCACAAAGUUGGUCACGGUACACUCGAUAUGUACGUCCUGAAUCCGUCCAAGGACUCCAAGCACGUGCGUGACUUCCUCAAGAAAUGGCACAACAGUGAACAGAAGCUCUUCGAGGGAGCCAGCGUCUCCAGCGCCUUCAACUUCCCCAUCCCCAAUCUCGUCUCAAUCUGUGCGCUCCUCGUAUGGCGACCAGCCAACCCUGAUGACACCAUCACUCGAAUAAUGUUCCCGGGCUCAACUCCACAGCAUAAAAUCUUCGAAGGCCUAGAAAAACUCAAACACCUUGAGUUCCUACAGCACCCGACAUGCACUGGCCGACAAAUUGCACCGCCGGCCCCGCAACCUACAACUACGACAAGAGUUAGAAGUACCAGGACGACGAUAAGCAGAGAAAAGACAGAUAAAACGAAAGACGAAAAAAUUGCAGAACCCGAACCACCCCCAAAGGUUAAAGAUGAGAAAAACAUCAUAGAUAAUAAGUUACUCAGCGAAUUGACUGACGGCGAAGAAAAGAAAAUUGAAUCUGUGCUGCAAGAAGCCAUCGCUGGCAGGGUAGAGACCAAAUUAGAUGAUAAAAUUGCUCAGUACGAGAGCACUGUGAUAGAUAGUAAAAAGAAAGAGGUAAAGAAAAAGGAGAAAGUAGCGGAAAAGAAGAAACGAAUCGAUAAGACUGAAGAAAAAGAGGUAAAGGAAGUUAAAACGGAAUCGAAACAGGAAGUGAAAAAGACGGAACGUAAGAAAUUAGAGGUAAGAAAAAGUGAAACGACUAGUGCGACUACUAGAACAAAAAUAAGUCACCGGACUGCGGUACAGAAAACCGAAAAGAAAACAAGCACUACUUUAUUAGACAAAAAGCCAGGUGAUGAUAAGAAAUCGCCGCCGGCCACUCCGAAAAAGACAGCAGAAGUAAAAUCGACCAUCUCCAGCAUUCAACCAGCUGUGAAAGAUAGAGUUAAAGCUAAGACAAGGAAACUGAGCCCUGGAAGUACUCCAGCUAAAAGCACUAAAGAAGCCGCGAACCGCAGGGUCAUGGAAUCAAAAUACAAACAGCCAUCUCCCAAACGGGAUAUCACUCAGAAGACUGCAGACAAACCUAAAGUAAAACGUGAACCCAUUUCACGAAGACCGCGUCCUCUAGCUUCACCAGUGAAAGGAAUGAAAGCUAUGAAAAGUCCCACGAAAUCUAUUAAAUCAGUGAAAGUUGACUCAAAACUAAAAGGACUCCAGAGAGUUAAUUAUGAAGACAUUCUAAAGGACGCCAAAAAAUCAGACGAGGAUACGUCUAAGUCACUUGAUGAUAUUAAACUACAAGAAUUAGAUGACAGGGAAGAGCAAGAGAUCGUAAGAGAGAUUGAAGCAGUAUUUAAUAGAGACAGUGAGGCUGAAGAAAAAGUAGAAUUCGUAGGACGUUCUGAUAUUGAAAAACUAAUAAAAGAAGACGUAAAAAUUGAAACAGCAGCUGAUGCAGAAUUUGAGGAGGAGUACUUAAUUAUUGAAAAAGAAGAAGUUGACCAAUACACUGAAGAUUCUAUCGCAGAUCAUGAGGCCAGUCAAGAACGUGGGGAUGAAUUACAAAAGCACAUUAAAGAUAAGGAAGAAUCAGAAAAGAAGAAGGAUGAUUUUAAAGAGGAGCAUGUUGAAGAAAAGUCAACAAUAGAAUUGAAAACAGAAAUUAAACAAGAAUCAAAAGAACACUCUGUAAGUGUUGAAGAAAAACAGGACCAUAGUAGUGAAAAGAAAACAUCAGAUAGCAAAAAUGGUGCUGUCAAACCCAAAGAUUCGUUAGAACUCAAUGUAAUGCAGGAAUCACAACCCGAUGAAAAAAUAUCGACCACUAUCGAAUCAGGGGCGACCACAGCACCGACUUUACCAGAGGAUGAGAGGAUAACUCUUGAUGAAAUCAAGGAAGAUCAGCAAGUAGAAGAAAAACAUAUCAAAGAAGAAACAAAGGAAGUAGUUCCCCCACAAACGCUUAUAGACAUUAAAGCCAAGAGUCCAAAAUUAGAAGCUAUACCAGCGCCAUUAAGGGAAAUAGUAAAAACACCCGAUGAAGUCGCAGACUUACCUUUACACGAAGAAGUAGAUUACAGGACAUACGAAGAAAAGAAAACCCCAAUUGAAGAAGAUAUAUUCAAAAGGAAACCAAAUGUUGGUUUUGUCCAUGAAAUUAAAGUACCUAAAGACCUGCCCCUUAAGGAAAUGGAAGCUGCAACGUCCUUCAAAGGAAGCCAGCAUGAUGUGGUUUUAAAAACUGUAGAGCGCCCGUCACAUGCUGAGGUGGUGAUGGUUACUCCGGGAUCAGCGCCAGAAUCACCAAUGUACCCAGAACCGAGUAAAGUCCCCGCUAUUAAAGAACUAGAACCAGUCAAAGAGUACGAUGAUACUGACUUUAACUAUGGUCAAUACACUGAACAAUUAAGAGAGACUCAUAUUACUACCGUAGACUCUCCCAUAAAAGACGAAAUAGUUAUUGUUGAGGAGAUUAUUGCAGAUAAAAUACCUUCAAUACCUGAGGACGUCGAAAAAGAAAUUGAAGAGGCACGUAAGUUAGAAGGCAUAGAUAAGCCUCCUUUAAGCCCUAAAGAUGUAGAAAAAAUUGUUGCUGAUGUCGCUGAAGUAUUAAAGUCUGAUAAAAGUUUAGAAGAAAUCAUGGCUGAAAAGUCCCCAGUUAUGCUUCAGAAGUCUCCCGAACACUUGUGUAAAACGGAUACGAUAACAAGUGCUAUUGAGGCAACAAAGCAGUUAAUUUCAAGUGAGACUCUAAAAGAAGAAAAACAAAAAGACACUAAACAAGAGACUUCUGAUUUGGUCAAAGAGAUUUCUCCUGCAAGAUCAAUUGCAUCUGAAGAUUUAAGUGAAGUUUCAGACAAAACUGUACUUAGUGAGAGCAAGCGAGUUAAACGUGAAAUCAAAGAAGACACACAUGACCAAAGAAAAGCGAAGGAUGAUUUAACUAAAGUGAUUAAGGAAACAGUACAAGAAUUAGUUGAAACAGAUGAACAAAAAGACGACAGUCAACAUUUGAAAGAAGAAAAAUCCGAGAAACGACUAAGCGUUUCUAUGGAAACAGCAAAAACGCUAGAAAAAUUAGAAGAGAGAAUGGCUGAUCUAAAGAAAAAAGAGGAGGCAAUAUCUCAAAAAAUACUUUUUGAUAAAAAACGAACAAGUAUUGAUUACCUAGAAGGAGAUACUUUUGAAGAAAGUGUAACACCCAAAAAGACUAUCAAAGAGGUUGCAACAAAAUCAGAUGAACCAGUACAUUCUUCUGAUGUAGUAGACUUUGUCACAAGCCAAGAAACUAAAAAGUUACAUGAUGAAAUAAUAUCAACAGAAAAACAAAUAUCUAGUGAAAAUAAGGAACAAAUGACAAAAGCUACUAAAGAGCACGAGGUUCUUAAAAAUGGCGUGUCUUCAACUGAUCAUUAUGAAAUUCAGCAGACGUUUGAUGAAACUCAGAAGAGCCUUAAAUUACAAAAAGAUAUGCAAGAGGUAAAAGAAAAGUUAUUUGAUAAAAAAUCAACUCAAUUGGAUAGUAAAGAGAAGGUCCAUGAAGUUGUUGAAGAAACCGUCACCAUCGAUAAAAACAUCCUCAAAUCUGAUGAUCUUCUCAGCAAGGUUCACUCGAAAGAACCCAGUCCAGAGAAAGAUGAUCAGAGUAUAGUCGAAGAUAAGACAAAAGCAGACCAUUUUGCUAAAGUAGGUAGCAUUUAUAAAGAUUUGACUGUCACAGAUAAAACAAAAACUGCACAAACACAUAAGGAUUUGACCGUAACAACGGCUGAAGUGCAUGAAAGUCACAAGGCAGAAAUCCAAAAUGGACAUAAAGAAGAAAUCCCGGAUAAAGAAUAUAGUCUACUUUCGUUGAAAGAAAGUAAACUUUCCCUUGACAAGGAAAAAGAUGAUGCUGAAGAAUCUCACGACGAAAAAAAAUCAAGUAUCAUUGAAACGGCGACUAAAGUAGUUAGUGACAUAUCCAGUCAAAUAUUCGAAAAAACUGACAAGCUAUUAGAAAAGCACCUCCUAAUAGAGGCUGAAACUUCUGACAAACUUGAUGAAAAGCAAGUAAGUAUAGAAAAGAAAUAUCAGCCAGAGGUGUCGAUCGAUGGUGAAAAAGUUGAAAGCAUAUCCAAACGAGACAGUGUAACAGAACAAGGCAUAGAUGAUGAAAUACACGUCAAGCACACAACUGACUUGGCUAAAUCUAUUGAAACUAGUAUAAAAGAAGUUGUUGACGUAACUUCAAAGGGCUUAAGAAUUGAGAAGGACUUAGGAAUUAUGGAUGGCAUUGAUAAAUUACAUGAAAAACCAAGUCCAGAAAAGGAGGACAAAGAGGAAGACGUGACAUCCGACGAACUUACAGAAACAACCCCUCUUUCAGAUAAACCUGAAAAGGACCUCAGUCCCCAAAAACUACAGACUGAAAUCAUCGACAGUCUAGAAACAGAGCUAAAUUUAGCAGAUAAACUUUCGUCUUUGAACAAGGCUCCUAGCCCCGUACCUUCUGAGAAAGCCCCAUCUGAGAAAGCACCAAGCCCAGUACCAUCUGAAAAGGCCCCAUCUGAGAAGGCGCCAAGUCCAGUACCUUCUGACAAGGCCCCAUCUGAGAAGGCGCCUAGCCCAGUACCGUCUGACAAGGCCCCAUCUGAGAAAGCACCAAGCCCAGUACCGUCCGACAAGGCCCCAUCUGAGAAGGCGCCAAGCCCAGUACCUUCGGACAAGGCUCCAUCUGAGAAGGCGCCGAGCCCAGUACCAUCUGACAAGGCCCCAUCUGAGAAGGCACCAAGCCCAGUACCGUCUGACAAGGCUCCAUCUGAGAAGGCCCCCAGCCCAGUACCAUCUGAAAAAGCCCUAUCGGAGAUAGCACCAAGCCCAGUACCUUCUGACAAGGCCCCAUCUGAGAAGGCGCCUAGCCCAGUACCGUCUGACAAGGCCCCAUCUGAGAAGGCGCCUAGCCCAGUACCGUCUGACAAGGCCCCAUCUGAGAAAGCACCAAGCCCAGUACCGUCCGACAAGGCCCCAUCUGAGAAGGCGCCAAGCCCAGUACCUUCUGACAAGGCUCCAUCUGAGAAGGCGCCAAGCCCAGUACCAUCUGACAAGGCCCCAUCUGAGAAGGCACCAAGCCCAGUACCGUCUGACAAGGCUCCAUCUGAGAAGGCCCCCAGCCCAGUACCAUCUGAAAAGACCCUAUCGGAGAUAGCACCAAGCCCAGUACCGUCUGACAAGGCCCCAUCUGAGAAGGCACCAAGCCCAGUACCGUCUGAAAAGGCCCCAUCGGAGAAAGCGUCAAGCCCAGUACCGUCUGACAAGGCCCCAUCUGAGAAGGCACCCAGCCCAGUACCAUCUGAAAAGGCGCCAUCUGAGAAAGCACCAAGCCCAGUACCAUCCGACAAAGCUCCAAGCCCAGUACCAUCUGAGAAGGCCCCAUCUGAGAAAGUGCCAAGCCCAGUACCGUCUGACAAGGCCCCAUCUGAGAAGGCAGCAAGCCCAGUACCGUCUGACAAGGCGCCAAGCCCAGUGCCGUCUGACAAGGCCCCAUCCGAGAAGGCACCCAGCCCAAUUCUGUCAGAAAAGGCCCCAUCAGAGAAGGGUCCCAGCCCAGUACCGUCUGAUAAGGCCCUAUCUGAGAAAGCAUCAAGCCCAGUACCGUCUGAAAUGGCCCCAUCUGAGAAGGGUCCCAGCCCAGUACCGUCAGAAAAGGCACCCAGCCCAGUACCAUCUGACAAGGCCCCAUCGGAGAUAGCACCAAGCCCAGUACCGUCUGACAAGGCCCCAUCUGAGAAGGCACCAAGCCCAGUACCUUCUGACAAGGCCCCAUCUGAGAAGGCGCCUAGCCCAGUACCUUCUGACAAGGCCCCAUCUGAGAAGGCACCAAGCCCAGUACCGUCUGACAAGGCUCCAUCUGAGAAGGCACCAAGCCCAGUACCGUCUGACACGGCCCCAUCUGAAAAGGCACCCAGCCCAGUACCGUCUGAAAAGGCCCCAUCGGAGAAAGCGUCAAGCCCAGUGCCGUCUGACAAGGCCCCAUCCGAGACGGCACCAGGCCCAGUUCUGUCUGAAAAGGACCCAUCAGAGAAGGGUCCCAGCCCAGUACCGUCUGAUAAGGCCCUAUCUGAGAAAGCAUCAAGCCCAGUACCAUCUGACAAGGCCCCAUCGGAGAUAGCACCAAGCCCAGUACCGUCCGACAAGGCCCCACCUGAGAAGGCGCCAAGCCCAGUACCUUCUGAAAAGGCUCCAUCUGAGAAGGCGCCAAGCCCAGUACCAUCUGACAAGGCCCCAUCUGAGAAGGCACCAAGCCCAGUACCGUCUGACAAGGCUCCAUCUGAGAAAGCCCCCAGCCCAGUACCAUCUGAAAAGGCCCUAUCGGAGAUAGCGCCAAGCCCAGUACCGUCUGACAAGGCUCCAUCUGAGAAGGCACCAAGCCCAGUACCGUCUGACAAGACCCCAUCUGAGAAGGCACCCAGCCCAGUACCAUCUGAAAAGGCCCCAUCGGAGAUAGCACCAAGCCCAGUACCGUCUGACAAGGCCCCAUCUGAGAAAGCACCAAGCCCAGUACCGUCUGAAAAGGCCCCAUCGGAGAAAGCGUCAAGCCCAGUACCAUCUGAAAAGGCCCCAUCGGAGAUAGCACCAAGCUCAGUACCGUCUGACAAAGCCCCAUCUGAGAAGGCACCAAGCCCAGUACCGUCUGAAAAGGCCCCAUCGGAGAAAGCGUCAAGCCCAGUACCGUCUGACAAGGCCCUAUCUGAGAAGGCACCAAGCCCAGUUCUGACAGAAAAGGCCCCAUCAGAAAAGGGUCCCAGCCCAGUACCGUCUGAUAAGGCCCUAUCUGAGAAGGCAUCAAGCCCAGUACCGUCUGAAAAGGCCCCAUCGGAGAAAGCGCCAAGCCCAGUACCGUCUGACAAGGCACCAAGCCCAAUGCCUUCUGACAAGGCCCCAUCCGAGAAGGCACCAAGCCCAGUUCUGUCAGAAAAGGUCCCAUCAGAGAAGGGUCCCAGCCCAGUCCCAUCUGAGAAGGUACCAAGUCCUGUUCCAUCUGACAAAGCGCCUAGCCCAACAUUAUCUGAAAAAGUGCAUUCUGAAAGAGCACCUAGUCUAGUCCCUACGGAAAAGGCACCUAGCCCGGUGCCAUCAGAGAAGGCCCCAUCUGAAAAGGCACCAAGUCCUGUUCCAUCUGACAAAGCGCCUAGCCCAACAUUAUCAGAAAAAGUGCCUUCUGAAAGAACACCUAGCCUAGUCCCUUCGGAAAAGGCGCCUAGCCCGGUACCAUCUGAUAAGGCCCCACCUGAAAAGGCCCUUAGUCCCACACUAUCAGAGAAGGCUCCUUCUGAAAUAGCACCAAGUCUAGUCCCUUCGGAAAAGGCACCUAGCCCUACGCCAUCAGACAAAGCCCUUUUGGAGAAAUCAUCCAGUCCAGUUCCAUCAGAAAAAGAAACAAAGCUUGCGCCAUCAGAAAAGGCCCCGUCAGAUAAAGCAAUCAGUCCAGUACCAUCUGAUAAGGCUCCGAGCCCAACAUUGUCGGAAAAGGCACCAUCUGAGAGAGCACCCAGUCUUGUUCCUACAGAGAAAACGACAAGCCCUACGCCAUCUGAAAAAGUGCCUUCAGAAAAGGCAAUCAGUCCAAUGCCAACUGACAAAGCCCCGAGCCCAACAUUGUCAGAGAAGGCACCAUCUGAGAGAAAACCCAGUCUUGUUCCUUCAGAGAAAGCAACAAGCCCAAUGCCGUCAGAAAAGGCCCCUUCAGAGAAGGCAAUUAGUCCAAUACCAUCAGAGAGAGUUCCGAGCCCAACAUUGUCGGAAAAAGUGCCUUCAGAAAAGGCAUCAAGCUCCGAACCGUCAAGAAAGGCCCCAUCGGCGAAAACAGCAAGCCCAGUUCCAUCUGACAAAGCACAUAGCCCAGUGCCAUCCGACCAGGCCCCUAGUCCCGUACCAUCUGAAAAAGCCCAAUCUGAGGAGGCACCGAGCCCAGUUCUGUCAGAAAAAGCAUCUAGCCCAACUUUAUUAGAAAAAGCGCCUACAGAACGGGCGCCUAGCCUAGUGCCAUCGGAAAAGGCACCAUCUGAUAAAGCGCCAAGUCCAGUACCGACUGAGAAGGCACCUAGCCCAACUUUAUCGGAAAAAGCGCCUUCAGAUCGGGUGCCUAACCUAGUGCCAUCUGAAAAAUCCCCAUCUGACAAAGGGCCGAGCCCAGUACCAUCUGAGAAGGCACCUAGCCCAGCUUUAUCAGAAAAGGCGCCUAGUCUCGUCCCUUCAGAGAAAGCACCAAGCCCAGCACCAUCUGACAAGGCGCCGUCUGAGAAAGCGCCUAGCCCAGCUCCUUCUGACAAGGCCCCAUCAGAAAAGGCUCCAAGCCCUGUACCAUCGGAGAAAGCACACAGUCCAGUACCGUCUGACAAAGCGCCAAGCCCAACUCUAUUAGGAAAAGCGCCGAUUUCGAGGGCAGGAAGCCUAAUUCUAUCUGAUACAGCUCCAAGUCCUACGCCAUCAGACAAAGCUCCAUCUGAAAAGGCAUCUAGCCCUGUACCAUCCGAGAAGGCUCCAUCUGAAAAAGCGUCCAGUCCGGUACCACCUGAGAAGGCACCAAGUCCAACAUUAUCAGAAAAGGUGCCAUCUGAAAGAGCGCCUAGUCUCGUUCCUUCAGAAAAAGCACCAAGCCCAGCACCAUCUGACAAGGCCCCGUAUGAGAAAGUGCCUAGCCCUGCUCCUUCUGACAAGGCCCCAUCAGAAAAGGCUCAAAGCCCAGUACCAUCAGAGAAGGCCCCGUCGGAGAAAGCACACAGUCCAGUACCGUCUGACGAAGCGCCAAGCUCGACUCUGUUAGAAAAAGUGCCGACUUCGAGGGCAGGAAGCCUAAUUCUAUCAGAUACAGCUCCAAGUCCUACGCCAUCAGACAAAGCUUCAUCGGAAAAGGCAUCUAGCCCGGUACCAUCUGAGAAGGCACCAAGUCCAACGUUAUUAGAAAAAGCACCAUCUGAGAAAACAACAAGCCCUGCGCUAUCAGCUAAGGCACCUUCUGACAAAGCGUCUAGCCCCGUGCCAUCUGACAAGGCUCCAUCUGAAAAGGCUCCAAGUCCAGCACCAUCAGAGAAGGCCCCAUCUGAGAAAGCACACAGUCCAGUACCGUCUGACAAACCGCCAAGCCCGACUCUGUCAGAAAAAGCGCCGACUUCGAGGGCAGGAAGCUUAGUUCUAUCAGAUUUAGCUCCAAGCCCUACGCCAUCAGACAAAGCUCCUUCUGAUAAGGCCCCAUCUGAGAAAGCACACAGUCCAGUACCGUCUGACAAAGCGCCAAGCACAACUCUAUUAGGAAAAUCGCCGACUUCGAGGGCAGGAAGCCUGAUUCUAUCUGAUACAGCUCCAAGUCCUACGCCAUCAGACAAGGCUCCAUCUGAAAAGGCAUCUAGCCCGGUACCAUCUGAGAAGGCACCAAGUCCAACAUUAUCAGAAAAGGCGCCAUCUGAAAGGGCACUUAGUCUCGUCCCUUCAGAGAAAGCACCAAGCCCUACUCCUUCUGACAAGGCCCCACCAGAAAAGGCUCCAAGCCCAGUACCAUCGGAGAAGGCUCCAUCGGAGAAAGCACACAGUCCAGUACCGUCUGACAAAGCGCCAAGCCCAACUCUAUCAGGAAAAGCGCCGACUUCGAGGGCAGGAAGCCUAAUUCUAUCUGAUACAGCUCCAAGUCCUACGCCAUCAGACAAAGCUCCAUCUGAAAAGGCAUCUAGCCCGGUACCAUCUGAGAAAGCCCCAUCUGAAAAAGCGUCCAGUCCGGUACCAUCUGAGAAGGCACCAAGUCCAACAUUAUCAGAAAAGGCGCCAUCUGAAAGGGCACUUAGUCUCGUCCCUUCAGAGAAAGCACCAAGCCCAGCACCAUCUGACAAGGCCCCGUCUGAGAAGCCUAGCUUUGCACCUUCUAACAAGGCCCCAUCAGAAAAGGCUCCAAGCCUAGUGCCGUCGGAGAAAGCACACAGUCCAGUACCGUCUGACAAAGCGCCAAGCCCGACUUUGUUAGAAAAAGCGCCGACUUCGAGGACUCCAGGAGGAGAAAAGGCUCCAAGCCCAGUACCAUCGGAGAAAACCCCAUCUGAGAAAGCACACAGUCCAGUACCGUCUGACAAAGCGCCAAGCCCAACUCUAUUAGGAAAAGCGCCGACUUCGAGGGCAGGAAGCCUAAUUCUAUCUGAUACAGCUCCAAGUCCUACGCCAUCAGACAAAGCUCCAUCUGAAAAGGCAUCUAGCCCUGUACCAUCCGAGAAGGCUCCAUCUGAAAAAGCGUCCAGUCCGGUACCACCUGAGAAGGCACCAAGUCCAACAUUAUCAGAAAAGGUUCCAUCUGAAAGAGCGCCUAGUCUCGUUCCUUCAGAAAAAGCACCAAGCCCAGCACCAUCUGACAAGGCCCCGUCUGAGAAAGUGCCUAGCCCUGCUCCUUCUGACAAGGCCCCAUCAGAAAAGGCUCCAAGCCCAGUACCAUCGGAGAAGGCCCCAUCUGAGAAAGCACACAGUCCAGUACCGUCUGACAAAGCGCCAAGCACAACUCUAUUAGGAAAAUCGCCGACUUCGAGGGCAGGAAGCCUGAUUCUAUCUGAUACAGCUCCAAGUCCUACGCCAUCAGACAAGGCUCCAUCUGAAAAGGCAUCUAGCCCGGUACCAUCUGAGAAGGCCCCAUCUGAAAAAGCGUCCAGUCCGGUACCAUCUGAGAAGGCACCAAGUCCAACAUUAUCAGAAAAGGUUCCAUCUGAAAGAGCGCCUAGUCUCGUUCCUUCAGAAAAAGCACCAAGCCCAGCACCAUCUGACAAGGCCCCGUCUGAGAAAGUGCCUAGCCCUGCUCCUUCUGACAAGGCCCCAUCAGAAAAGGCUCCAAGCCCAGUACCAUCGGAGAAGGCCCCAUCUGAGAAAGCACACAGUCCAGUACCGUCUGACAAAGCGCCAAGCCCAACUCUGUCAGAAAAAGCGCCGACUUCGAGGGCAGGAAGUUUAAUUCUAUCAGAUACAGCUCCAAGCCCUACGCCAUCAGACAAAUCUCCGUCUGACAAGGCCCCAUCGGAAAUAGCUCCGAGCCCCGUACCAUCAGAGAAAGCCCCGUCGGAGAAAGCACACAGUCCAGUACCGUCUGACAAAGCGCCAAGCCUGACUCUGUUAGAAAAAGCGCCGACUUCGAGGGCAGGAAGCCUAAUUCUAUCAGAUACAGCUCCAAGUCCUACGCCAUCAGACAAAGCUUCAUCGGAAAAGGCAUCUAGCCCGGUACCAUCUGAGAAGGCCCCAUCUGAAAAAGCAGCCAGUCCAGUACCAUCUGAGAAGGCACCAAGUCCAACAUUAUCAGAAAAGGCGCCAUCUGAAAGGGCACCUAGUCUCGUCCCUUCAGAGAAAGCACCAAGCCCAGUACCAUCUGACAAGGCCCCGUCUGAGAAAGCGCCUAGCCCUGCUCCUUCUGACAAGGCUCCAUCAGAGAAGGUCGUUAGCCCGGUUCCUUCUGACAAGGCUCCAUCAGAAAAGGCCCCAAGCCCAAUACUUUCUGAGAAGGCGCCUAGUCCAACUUUAUCAGAAAAGGCUCCAUCUGAGAGGACACCUAGCUUAGUUUCGUCAGAAAAAGCACCUAGCCCUACAUCAUCAGAAAAAAAACCCAGCUUGGUGUCUUCUGAUAAGUCAUCUAAGUCUACUGAAAAAGCGGCAUUUGGAGACGAGGCAGAUAUUUAUGACGAGCCUGGAUCUCCUGAUCUAGUAGAUGAAGAUUUAAUUGAUCCAGGCAAAGAAAAGUUCAUGCUUACUAGCAUGCUGACUCAGUUUGACGAUAAGGUUCACAAAACCGAUGCCAUUGUUUCUUCAAUUACAAAAGAAAAGACUAUUGAAGAUGUGUUGAAGGAUACGCCUUCCGAUAAAUCGGUUAGUACCACAAACAAAGUGGAGCCUACUACGCCACCUGUUUCGCCAGAAACAAAGAAAACUGAUGAUGCUACUAGCCCCUCCAAAAAAUCUGAACCAGCGAUUAGUUCGGAAAAACCUACAUUUGAUGAUAAAUCUGUAACAGCUGAAAAAGAUAAAAUAUUAAUUGUCACUGACAAACCCUUAACAGAUAAAGAUCUAAGUCCUUCUACACUAGUGUCAGUUGAUGUACAACCUCCUAGCCCUGAGGUUCUCAGUGAUAGAUCAGAACAGGAAGUGAUCACGAAGCAAAUAAAGACAUCCCAACACGCGACACAUUCUGAAGAAAUCCAUAUUGAGAAAGAAUCCGUUUCUAAGAAAAUUAAUGAACUCGAAUCAACUCAAUAUACGCACAUAGAUGACCAUAAAGAUUCAACAGAAGAAGAUGGGAUAGUUGACGUAUUAGUUUCCGGUGUAAAAGGUAUAGGUCACAUUAUAAAAGAAUCGUUUGUCGAUGGAAUUCAUGAAAUCAUCAAAGAUGAUACUAAAACCGAUGAAGGAAAAAUGACUGCAACGUCAGGGAAAGCACCAAGCCCUGUACCUUCUGACAAAGGUUCGGAAAAAGCACCAAGCCCAACUUUAACGGAAAGAGCAUCUAGUUUAAUGCCAUCAGAAAAGGCUCAUAGCCCGACACCGUCUGACAAGGCAAUUAGCCCAAUGCCUUCAGAUAAAGAACCUUCAGAAAAGGCACCCUCUGAGAAGGCACAUAGCCCAACACCGUCUGACAAGGCUCCCUCUGAGAAGGCACAUAGCCCAACACCGUCUGAUAAGGCUCCCUCUGAGAAGGCACAUAGCCCGACACCAUCAGACAAGGCUCCCUCUGAGAAGGCACAUAGCCCAGCACCAUCUGACAAACCACCCUCUGAGAAGGCACAUAGCCCGACACCGUCUGACAAGGCACCCUCUGAGAAGGCACAUAGCCCAACACCGUCUGACAAGGCUCCCUCUGAGAAGGCACAUAGCCCAGUACCAUCUGACAAGGCUCCCUCUGAGAAGGCACAUAGCCCAACACCGUCUGACAAGGCGCCCUCUGAGAAGGCACAUAGCCCAACACCGUCUGAUAAGGCUCCCUCUGAGAAAGCACAGAGCCCGACACCAUCAGACAAGGCUCCCUCUGAGAAGGCACAUAGCCCAGUACCAUCUAACAAGGCACCCUCUGAGAAGGCACAUAGCCCGACACCGCCUGACAAGGCACCCUCUGAGAAGGCACAUAGCCCUACACCGUCUGACAAGGCUCCCUCUGAGAAGGCACAUAGCCCAGUACCAUCUGACAAGGCUCCCUCUGAGAAGGCACAUAGCCCAACACCGUCUGAUAAGGCUCCCUCUGAGAAGGUACAUAGCCCAACACCGUCCGACAAGGCUCCCACUGAGAAGUCACAUAGCCCAGAACCAUCUGACAAAGCCCCCUCUGAGAUAGUUCAUAGCCCAAUACCGUCUGACAAAGCGCCCUCUGAGAAGGCACAUAGCCCAACAUCAUCUGACAAGGCUCCCUCUGAGAAGGCACAUAGCCCAACACCGUCUGACAAGGCUCCCACUGAGAAGGUACAUAGCCCAACACCGUCUGACAAGGCUCCCUCUGAGAAGGCACAUAGCCCAGUACCAUCUGACAAAGCCCCCUCUGAGAAGGUCCAUAGCCCAACACCGUCUGACAAGGCACCCUCUGAGAAGGCACAUAGCCCAACACCAUCUGACAAGGCUCCCUCUGAGAAGGCACAUAGCCCGACACCGUCCGACAAGGCUCCCUCUGAGAAGGUACAUAGCCCAACACCGUCUGCCAAGAUGCCCUCUGAGAAGGCACAUAGCCCAACACUGUCUGACAAGGCUCCCUCUGAGAAGGUACAUAGCCCAACACCGUCUGACAAGGUGCCCUCUGAGAAGGCACAUAGCCCAACAACGUCUGACAAGGCUCCCUCUGAGAAGGCACAUAGCCCAGUACCAUCUGACAAAGCCUCCUCUGAGAAGAUCCAUAGCCCAACACCGUCUGACAAGGCACCCUCUGAGAAGGCACAUAGCCCAACACCAUCUGACAAGGCUCCCUCUGAGAAGGCACAUAGCCCGACACCGUCCGACAAGGCUCCCUCUGAGAAGGUACAUAGCCCAACACCGUCUGACAAGACGCCCUCUGAGAAGGCACAUAGCCCAACACUGUCUGACAAGGCUCCCUCUGAUAAGGUACACAGCCCAACACCGUCUGACAAGGGACCCUCUGAGAAGGCACAUAGCCCAACACCAUCUGACAAGGCUCCCUCUGAGAAGGCACAUAGCCCAACACCGUCUGACAAGGGACCCUCUGAGAAGGUACAUAGCCCAACACUGUCUGACAAGGCGCCCUCUGAGAAGGCACAUAGCCCAACACCGUCUAACAAGGGACCCUCUGAGAAGGUACAUAGCCCAACACCGUCUGACAAGGCUCCCUCUGAGAAGGCACAUAGCCCAACACCGGCUGACAAGGGACCCUCUGAGAAGGUACAUAGCCCAACACUGUCUGACAAGGUGCCCUCUGAGAAGGUACAUAGCCCAACACCGUCUGACAAGGUGCCCUCUGAGAAGGCACAUAGCCCAACACCGUUUGAUAAGGCACCCUCUGAGAAGGCACAUAGCCCAGUACCAUCUGACAAGGCACCCUCUGAGAAGGCACAUAGCCCGACACCGUCUGACAAGGCUCCCUCUGAGAAGGCACAUAGCCCAGUACCAUCUGACAAGGCUCCCUCUGAGAAGGCACAUAGCCCGACACCGUCUGACAAGGCACCCUCUGAGAAGGCACAUAGCCCAACACCGUCCGACAAGGCGCCCUCUGAGAAGGCACAUAGCCCAACACCGUCUGAUAAGGCUCCCUCUGAGAAGGCACAUAGCCCAGUACCAUCUGACAAGGCACCCUCUGAGAAGGCACAUAGCCCGACACCGUCUGACAAGGCACCCUCUGAGAAAACAAUUAGUCCUCUGCCAUCUGACAAAGCACCCAGCCCAACACCAUCUGACAAGGCUCAUUUGGAAAAGGCACCAAGCCCAACACCAUCGGACAUCGUUCUUUUAGGAAAAGCAUCUAGUCCAAUGCCUUUUGAAGCAUUGAGUCCCACACCAUCUGACAAGCCCAUCAGCCCAGCGCCCACAGAAAAACUUGAUGGCAAAGCACCAAGUCCCAUACCCGUUGAAAAGCCAACUAGUUUACCUCUAGUUGAUGUUAUUUGUACUGAAACAACAGAACAUGGAAAACUACUAACUCAAACUUCUGACGAGACGCCAUUUGAGAAACCGAUCAGUCCAAUGGCGACUGAAAAGGCAAAAAUUUGUAGUCCAAUGCCAUUUGAUAAAGUACCUUCUGAAGACGCACCUAGUCCAUGCGAGCAUAGCCCAGAGCCACCUGAGAUUUCGACUAGUUCAAGUUUAAUACAAAAACGAACAUCUCUGUCAUUAGAUAAGGCCCCUUCAGAGAAAUUAGCAAGUCCAGUUCCAUCUGACAAGGACCCAUCAGAGAAGGCACUAAGCCCAACGCCAUCUGACAAGGCUCUAUCAGUGAAGGCACCAAGCCCGACGCCAUCUGACAAGGCUCCAUCAGAGAAGGCACCAAGCCCAGCGCCAUCUGACAAGGCUCCCUUCGAAAAGGCACCAAGCCCAGUGCUAUCAGACAAGAUGCCUUCAGAGAAAGCUACCAGUCCAGUACCAUCUGACAAAGUCCCCUCAGAGGAAGCGGCAAGCCCGGUACCAUCUGACAAGGUUCCCUCAAAGAAAGCGGUAAGCCCGGCACGAUCUGACAAAGCCCCGUCAGAGAUAGCGGCGAGCCCGGUACCAUCUGACAAGGCCCCCUCAGAGAAAGCGGCGAGCCCGGUACCAUCUGACAAGGCCCCCUCAGAGAAAACGGUGACCCCGGUACCAUCUGACAAGGCCCCCUCAGAGAAAGCCGCGAGCCCGGUACCAUCUGACAAGGCCCCCUCUGAGAAAGUGGCAAGCCCGGCACCAUCUGACAAGGCACUAAGUCCUGCUCCGUCUGAUAAAGCUCCAUCGGAAUCUCUUUCUGAAAAAGCUCUUAGUCCCGUGCCUUCUGACAAAGCGCCCAGUCCUGCACCGUCUGAGAAGGCAUCAGAGAAAGCAGCAAGUCCUGUUCCUUCUAAAAAGGCAGCUAGCCCAGUACCAUCGGAAAAAGCUCCGUCAGAAAGGACAUUGAGCCCUACACCGUCUGACAAAGCACCGUCGGACAAAGCUCCAUCGGAGAAAGCUUUAAGCCCGGUACCAUCUGACAAGGCUCUUUUAGAAAAAGCAGUAAGCCCUACAUCGUCUGAUAAAGGUCCUUCGGAGAAAGCCGCUAGUCCUGCACCAUCUGACAAAGCUCCAAGCCCAAUACCAACGCCAGGUAGCUUAAUCCCAUCGGAAAAGGCUCUAUCUGAGAAGGCCAUUAGCCCAGUACCUUCAGAGAAAGCACCACACCCUGUACCAUCUGAUAAGGCUCCAUCAGAGAAGGUUUCCAGCCCGGUACCAUCUGACAAGGCUCCAUCAGAGAAAGCUUCAAGCCCGGUACCAUCUGACAAGGCUCCAUCUGAGAAAGCCCUUAGCCCAGUACCUUCGGACAAAGCACCCAGCCCCGCGCCGUCUGACAAGGCACCAUCUGAGAAAGCCCUUAGCCCAGUACCUUCGGACAAAGCACCCAGCCCCGCGCCGUCUGACAAGGCACCAUCUGAGAGAGCUCUAUUUGAGAAAGCCCUUAGCCCAGUACCUUCGGACAAAGCACCUAGCCCCGCGACCUCUGACAAGGCACCAUCUGAGAAAGCUCUAUCUGAGAAAGCCCUUAGCCCAGUACCUUCGGAAAAAGCACCCAGCCCUGAUCCAGCUGUCAAUGUACCUUCAGAGAAAGCAGCAAGCCCUGUACCAUCUGAGAAGGCUCCACCGGUGAAGGCUUCCAGCCCGGUACCAUCUGACAAGGCUCCAUUAGAGAAGGCUUCAAGCCCGGUACCAUCUGAUAAGGCACCGUCAGAGAAGGCUUCAAGCCCGAUACCAUCUGACAAGGCACCGUCAGAAAAAGCAUUCAGCCCUGUACCUUCUGACAAAGCUCCUUCAGAUGCACACAGCCCAGUACCGUCGGAAAAAGCACUAUCAGAAAAAGCCUUAAGUCCCACACCGUCUGAAAAGGCACCUUCGGAAAAGGCGCGAAGUCCAAUACCAUCAGAGAAAGCUCCUAGUCCAACUCCAUCAGAAAAAGUACCACCAUCAAGAGCUGAUAGUUUGAUCCCGUCGGAAAAGGUUUCAAGCCCCGUGCCAUCUGAUAAGGCACUUUCAGAAAAAGCACUAAGCCCUACACUAUCUGACAAGGUUCCAUCUGAUCAGGCACCUAGUCCAACACCUUCAACUAAAUCAGACAAACCCGUCGAAGAAACUAUUUGCCAGACAAGCGUGCAUAAUCUGGAGGGUAUCGUAUCCAGUGCUGUAAUACAAGAAUUAGUUGAUCCAGCUCUUGAUAAGUUGAUUGCUGAUAUCGGUAUACCAAAAGACAAGGCCGCUAGUAAGGUCCCUGAAAAAAUGGCUAGUCCAGUACCGUCAGACAAGGCGCCAAGUCCAACUCCGUCAGAUCUGGCAUCUGAAAAGGCACCUUGCCCUACACUAUCGGAGAAAGUACCAUCUGAACGAGCACCCAGCCUAGUCCCGCCAGAAAAGGCACUUAGCCCAACACCGUCUGAUAAGGCAGCUAGCCCAGUACUAUCUGAUAAAGCCCCAUUAGACCGACAGGCAAUUAGUCCGACGCUGUCUGAUAUGAUCAUAUCAGAAAAGGCACCACUAGAUCUGGCUUCGAGUUCAUUACCGUCGCAUAGUGAAAAGGAUGUACCUGAUAAAAAGAUUUCCACUCCCGACAAAUCUAAAAAACUUGACAUUGAAACAUCGGUUGACACCACUCCGAGUACUGAUAAGUCGGAAGAAACAAUUAUUAGCUCUUCUGAAAAAGUGGACGAAGAAAAGCCAUUUACCGCGUCAGAAACAAAACCACUUACGACUGAAGUAGGUAAAGAACCCAAAGUUUCUGGUAAGGAAACAAAGGAAAUGACAGCUGACGAAAAUUAUAUAGAUGAGAAGGAUAAGGCAGUUAAAAGCGUAAAAUUAGAAUCUACGUCUGAAUCAAAAAUUACAUCGGAAACAGACAAAGAACAUAAAGUUGAAAGCAUUAGCCAUGUAACAGAAUCUGAUGAAAGUUACUCUAGUAUGGAGUCUAGGAAAGAUUUACACGAAGAACGAUCAAUUAGUGGUAGUAAGCAAACAUUGAAAACUGAUAUGUUUUCAAUACACGAGUCCUCUUUACACGAAACCAGCCAUAAAUCAACUAGCGAGGAAACGAAAUCUCAUUCUAUCAAAAAGAGAUCAAUAGAGCAUGAAAAGCUAAGAGACGCAUCAGAUAUAUUAUCAUCAAUAUCUACAAUUGACAGUGGCGUAGACAGAGAUAGUAUGACAUUGCAUGAUUCAUCAGAAGACGUUUCCAAAGAAGUUAGCUUAGAAGAAAAAUACAGUUUCGAAACUACCGAAAAAGACAAACGAUCUAAAAUGUUUUCUGAUUCUGAAACAUUACAAUCUAUCAGUAGCAGCAGAUUGAGCAGAUUCAGCGACGAAUCGUAUACAUCUACAUUAAAAGAAAUGGAAGUGUCUAAAACAGUUCCUGACUCUACAAGAACAGAGUUGGGAUCUCCAAAAGAUGAAAUACCUCUUUCUGAAGCAUCAGAUUCUGGAGUCCAUAGCAUUCCUUUGGAUAUUGAUCAGUUGAUGUCGAAAGGUGAUGGCCUAACGCACAUCAAAGAUGAUGCUGUGCAGUUCAUGGAAUCAAUUCAUAAAGCAUUUAGUGAUGACACAGUACAACAAGGAAUUAAGACCGAGGGAAUGGAAUCCUUACUAGUUUAUUCUGAGGGCGAUAGAGUAUCUACACCACCUACAGUACCUGUCAGCCCGUUACCAAAAACUCCCAGCAGUUUUCAAGAUAUCAAAGUAAGUGAAGGUGUUCAAAGCGAAGUUACUUACGAUAAAUCUGAUGGCACCGAAGAAACUAUAACUAAAGUUGUCCAUGUAGGUGAAGACGUAUUAACUCAGAGGAUUUCAACGUCCACUGAGAAAGUAUCGAAACCGAUUAAGGAUUCAGCAUCUGAGAGUGAAUCAGAUCUUAUGUCUCUUAUGCAAAACAUGGGUAAAAUAAAGACGGAAACUGAUACUGUUACCAAAAUCAUCAAAGAAGGUGAGAAUGUUGUAACUCAAACAAUAACUACUGUAACGACUAAAGAAGUGAUUUCCAGGGAAGAUGGUACACCACAAAAUAUUAAGACAACCAUAGAAACAACAACACUGAGCAAGGGAUCAGAUGGUUCAACUAUCACUACGACAGAUACUCAAACUUUACUGUCGGAAUGUUCUUCCAGUCUUAAAUCUACCUCACAAAUGGAUUUAUAUGCCAAAGAUAGUAGAAUAGAUAAACUCUACCUCGAAAGUGAUAAGUCUGAAACUGAAACGAGUAGCCAAACUAAAGAAACUAGGAAAGAUGAGUCUUCCGUAACCUCUGAUUUGCCCGCUCAAGUUCAGUAUAUUUCGGAAUCAGAUGAAUCCGAUGAUGACGUUGAAACAACUACUAUAGAUACCGACGUAAGCAAACGCAUAGUUAAGGAAAAUAAUGUUGAUGUUAUGGAAACUGUCACUACUGUGACGAAAAAAGAAACACUAAAAGUUAAUGAAACCAAGAAAAUACGUACAACAGUUGAAACUACUAUUACAAAGGAACGCCCCGAUGGUACUAAAGAUGUACAAAGAAAUGUUGAAGUUAAAACUGAGGAGCCAGUCGCAGAUACAAGCAAUAUAGAAAAAGCCCUUAGUAAUUUAUCUAUUCUUGGAGAACCCGAAGAAACAGAAUCAGUUGAUUCUGAAGAAGUGAAACAAGAUACGUUUAUUAUCAAGCGAGUUAUAGUCACCAAGGUUGUUAAAACGACGUAUGCAGAUAGCCAUGGAACUCCAAGGAAAUUAAAAACUGUUACAACUGUAACUACUAUAGACAAUUACCCCGACGGUUCUUCUCGUACUAAAGUAGAUGGCAGUACAUCUAUUACAGACAUAGAAGUAGAAGUGGAAGAAGCAGUUGAUUCACUCGAACUUGCAGAUUACACGGUAGUUGAUAAGUCAGUUACUGUAGACAAACAGGAGAAAAGUGUCGUCAGGAAUGAGAAAAGUGUAUUGCAAGUUAUAACAACAACGACUACUAAAGAAAUUUUGUCAUCUAAGGACAAAGGUAGGAAAAAAGUAAAAACUACAGUUGAAACUGUGACCGAGACUCAUUUACCUAAUGGUGUUACAGAAAUCACCAAAGAUGUAAGAGUAUCUGUAUCUGAUUAUGAGCUACAAACAACUGAUGAGGAAACUGAAAACUACGAGCGAAUUGGGAAACCGUUAGAAGAUGUAACUACGGCAGUCGAAAAUGUUACGGACAAUGGAAUAACUAUUAAACGUAAAACUACCGUCACCACUAUUAAAGAAGAAUUCCAUAAUAAGGAGAAGAACGUCAAAAGAAUUAAGACUACCGUAAUAACCAGAAUUGAAGAUGAACAUCCUGAUGGCUCUAUUAUUACGAAAACAAGUGAAAAAGUGUCUAUCGUUGAAGAAAACCUAGAAACUAUUCAAGUUAUGAAAGUUCAAGGUUUAAGUGAGAGUAUGCCCAUAGACACUGCUGAUGAAAUGGGUGAUGAUGGCCAAGUAGAAGCUAUACUAUCGGAGUUGUCUCCAGAAGGAGAGCCUGAGGAAACGGAGUCUACGGAAACUGAGGAAAUAAAAGAGAAGAACAUAGUUAUAAAGAGAACACUCGUUACGAGAAUUGUAAAAACAAAAUACUCCAAUAGUCAUGGAGCAAUAAAGAAAAUCAAAACUGUAACGACUGUCACAACAACUGACCGAUAUCCUGAUGGAUCUACAAAAACCACGGUAGAUGUAAAAACGGCCAUAAAUGAUAUCGAAACAGAUGCUCCUCAAGUAGAUCUCACAGACUUCCCUCAAGUAGAAGAUAAAUCAAUAGAUGUCGAUACUAAAGAGACGGUAGUGUUGCGAGAUGGAAAACAAGUGAAGCAAAUCAUCACUACUACCACGACUAAAGAAAUAUUAGCAUCAUCUGAUGGAUCUAAGAAGAAGAUUAGAACAACCGUUGAAGUACUCACAGAAACUAAGCUUCCAAAUGGAACUACAGAAGUUUCUAAAGACGUCAAGCUUUCUGUUGCUGACUACAGUACUGAAACCUUUGACGAAAAUCUAGGAGGUUUUACUCCUGUUGGAAAGCCAAACGAGCACACAAGUUCAGAAACGGAAGAAAUUACGGAAAAUGGCGUUUUUAUUGUUAGGAAAACCACCAUUACCACUAUUAGGCAAGAAUUUGAGAAUGCUGAGACACAUUCAAGGAAAGUAAAGACUACUAUUAGAACGGUUGUAGAAGAUGAACACCCCGAUGGCACAGUAGUAACUAAAAAGAGUGAAAAAAUAUCGAUUGCCGACCUUUCUCUUAAAACGCCACAGACAGCUCAAGAUGACGCAGAAAUAACAGACACAUAUAUAGAUGAUUCGGAGAUUGUAGAAGAUAUGACUGAAGAAUCAGAUGUUAAAAAUGAAGAAAUUAAGCAAGGAACAGUAACAAUUAAACGCACAAUUACAACUAAAACUAAGAAAGAAACACUGGCCAGUGUAGACAAGAGUAUAAAACGAAUAAGAACGACCGUAGAAACGAUUACUGUAGACGAAUAUCCAGAUGGUUCCACAGAAACUACAAAGGACGUCAAAAUCACUAUUUCAGAAUUCCAGAAAACAUCAGAUAGUGAUUUGCAGGCAGCUUUACAAGGACUUCAUUCAACUGGCAAAAUUAAAACUUCGGUAGAUAAAAAGACAAAUAUCGUUACUGAGUAUGGACGUAAAGUUACUCAAACAGUCACGACAUAUGUGACGAAAGAAGAGUUAAAAAACAAUGAAACGAAUGAAAUAGCAGUUAAAACUGUUACAGAGACCUUGACAGAAAAUGCUCAGGAAGAUGGCUCAAUCGAAACGACAAAGGAUGUAAGAACUCAAAUUACUUAUCUGCCUAUUGGAACUGGGCUUGAUGACUGGACACCAGAAGAAUUAGAAGAAAUUGAAAAGCAACCUGUAUCGGAGGCAAAAACAAGUCUUGAAAAAUUACCUUUAUCGCAUAAGGAAGAACCAAAGCCUGAAACCAAGCCGAAGAAACAGCGAUCACCCGUAGGCGAAAUAACUACUGACACAGACACGUAUACAAAAGUUAUUAAAGAGGGCGAUAAUGAAAUAACUCAAACAAUAACCGUAGUAACUACCAAAGAGGUAAUUAGCCCUGAAAAAAUGAAGGUCACAGUUGAAACGACGACGGUAAGCAAAGGCAGCGACGGUGUGACAAAAACGACUAAAUCAACUAAAACCACAAUUUCGGAAAUCAAAGAAGAAUAUGAAGAAACAAUAGAUCGAGGAGAAAGUGAAAAGUCGUUCUCAAAACUAUCUUCGAAAACAGGUGAUAUGCGCAGUUCGUCUGCAGCUAGUGAUGACUUGGAUCACGCUGGGAUUUCAUCACCGCCGUCAGAUAUUAGUUCUAGGGGGUCGAGGGCAGCUGCUCAGGUUUGGGGUACAACAGAAAGUAGCGGCAUGUACUACAGUGACGAUGACGGACCUGGCAGCCCAAGUAGUACAAAGUCACAAGUAGCACACUCGCCCAGGUCAAACCUCAGUUUUGAAUUAGAGCCAAAACAUCAAGAAUCAAACGAAGAAAUGGUACUCGAAAAGCAUUACAGUACAGCGACUGACCCGAUGUCAACAUCGAUCUAUGGACAGUUACCUGAAGACGAUUCUUGCACAUCUUCUAGUCACUCGGAGAUAAAAACUGAAUUCCAUACGAUUGAGAAACCUUUAUCCAAAUUAACUGAGGAUUUCUUGGCUCAUGAAAAACUAAAAUCUGAAGUAACACAGCGAAUAGUAAAAUCUGACGCCACUUUCCUGAGGGAGGCAGACGAACAUUUCGAAAAGGCAAUAGAAGAGCACAAAAAAGUUAGUGGAUCAGAAGUAAUUUCAAAUAUUACAGCUAAAUAUGAACUAGGUGAACAAAGUCACUCGAGUAUUAAACAAACAAAAUCAUCAAAGGAAGAAACUUUAACGUUGAAAGAUGUUAAAUCUGAAGUAAAGAAAACUGAAACAUCUACCUCGAGUUCCAAACAAGAAUCUAGAACAGAAAAGCACGAAUUCAGCAGUGAAAGUAAAUCUAAAGACCCAAUAGAAUCGUGGGGUAAGCCUUUAGGUUUACCUAGUCCUAUUAUGCCGCCUGUGGAUGGUAAGAGCACUCCUAAGAAACAAGCUAGCUCAGUUGCGAACAAGAAUAAGCUCAACCAAGAGAAGAGUAAAGAGGCGAAGAGCCGAAUAACGGAGUCUCCUAGUAAGAAGAAGGCAGUAGCUCCAGUUUACAUGGAGUUGACGUAUGUGCCUCAUCAUGGAAACUCCUACUAUUCCGCUAUGGAGUUCUUCAAACGGGUGCGCGCAAGGUACUACGUGUUCUCGGGUACUGAGCCGUCAAAGGAGAUUUAUAAUGCCUUAUUAGACGCGAAGAAGACUUGGGAAGACAAAGAUUUAGAAGUGACGAUAAUCCCGACCUACGACACCGACGUCCUUGGCUACUGGGUAACAGAGAACGAGGAGGCCCUCGAAAAGUACAAGAUCGACCUCUCGCCCUCCGCCUCCCGGUGCACCAUCAACCUCCAGGACCACGAGACCUCCUGCGCCGCCUAUAGACUCGAAUUCUAGGUGUCGGGUCUAUUUGUGGCGUUCUCAUCCAAGAAGUGAGCCCCAACCACAGCCGGCGCCAGGAAAAAUGGAAGCAGAGUAUAGCGCCGCGCUCAGAGCCCACUACUUCGAAUGAGACGCUUGCAAAUAGUAACCCCAAUGACUUUGUGAUAUUUGAAUGCAAUCAAGAGACUGCAGAAGAGUUUGAUAAAAUCAUAGUUAUAGUGCUGUGGCGUGCCGAACAACGGGCCGAAUCCUUAACCGCAUCCAAUUUUUGAAAGUCAAUACCAAAUUCUCGACCUAAGAACAGAAACGUCCAUUUUUUUCUAAACUGUUUUCUAGUAGCUUCAUCGAUAACAGUACAUGCCAUUUAAAAUAUAUUUCUGACGAUAUUUUUGAAUUUGGUCUAUACAAUCGGUAGUGCUUUUAUACACGAUAUUUAGCGUAACCAGUCCAUAUUGUUUAGCCGAAAUCCGCUUGUGCGAAUAUCAAAAUUUUUGACAAAUUAUUUUGCUAUCGCAUUUGUGAAAUUUUAAUAGUUGUACAAACUUAGCUUGCACGCCAAUUUAUGUUAAGGCUUGACAUGGACGUCAGGAUGCGUCGACGAUCGACAAGUACCUUAAUUAGGAUGAAAUUUUAAAUAAAGCGUAUUAACUGUCUUAAAAAGACUAUUAAAGAUUUGAGGCUAGAUUUAGUACUAGCCACAUGUAAUAAUUGUUAGUCGUGAACACUAUUGUUACGUCGGGGUGACGAGGAGGCGUGGCCGACCUGAUGUAUCUUUAAGAUUUUCAGCCAUUGUUUUUCACUCGAGCUUUGCGAUGAAUGACUGACUCGAUAAGCCGCUGAGCACAAAGCAUUUUAUAUUGGAACAAGCGUUGAUUGUUUGGAAAAAUCCUGCAUUUCUAAACUUUCCUCGCUUGUCAUCAGUAUAGCGGCUGUCAUCCUGACUUCCUUUCGCUUUAGUUCAGAUUUUUUACUGAUCAACGUCUUCCGCACAUCGAAUGAUACUCGUUGGCUUUAAGGAAUUAGAUUCAGCAUUUGAAAGGACCACAAUCGCGGAAGGCGUUCGAUAGAAUAUAUAUCCUUACCCAGCCGCUCCCGUCACCCCUGACACCAGUGAGCCUAAAUCGUUAGGUAGAGAGCUUAACCCAUUAUAAAGUAAAUGUUUUAGUAGGACUAUUACAAAUUGAACACUCUAUUUACCUUUGUUUGUGAUUUGCUUGUUGUGCCGAAGUUUAACUGUGACAUAGUUAUAACGAUGUUAUACUUUCGAAGUCAACCGUGAUAGUUGAAUCUCUUGCGUUAACAUUUUAUUGGCGAUUUUUUGGCCUAUCGUUUACAAAUUUCUAGUCGCGAUCCAAAUAUCUAAGAAGGUAGUUGUUAUUUUGUUCCUAAGGCUCUCCAUUCUUGCCGAGCACAUUUGAAACAACAUUACGAUUUUAUCAUGAAAUGUGUUUAAAUGUUCUCAGCAAGACUGGAUCAAGCCGUUGAGUUCUAGAGUUUCUAAAACCGUUUCCAAAACGAAAUCCUCAUGUAAUUAUAGUAACUACCUUUAAAAUAACUCCAUUAGAUUAUUUUUCAAUUACCGCAUGUCGGAUGUGUGCGAAUGUGAUAUGAACUAAUGAACUCAUCAUUAUUUUACCAUCUAGAUAUAAGCUGCUAGCUUCCCGAGGUCCGAUGUACCUUCUUUACCUUAAUUAUAGUAAAAACGAAACCUGUUCUUUGUUAAAACAAGAUAAACGUUUACCCAACGCCUACCCACUGCCUUGCAACGGCCCGAUAUGAUCGAGUGUGUAUUCAUGAAGGGGACUUAUUUUUAUUUUAAGGAUUGAUGAAUGAAAAUUUUCAGUCAAUUAAUUUUAAGUCAUCCAUAGUAUUAAGCCGAUCGAAACACCGUUGUCGCUUACUUUGCCAACCUCUAAUAGUGGAUAAAGAAAGCAAGCACCAGCACAAUCUAACAAAAAAAUAAAAGAAUAAAUAUAAAAAUGCUAUUAAAAAAGUUUACAUCUUCAAAUUCAUCGGAAGUAGAUCAAGACAAUGACAAAAUCAUUGUUAAAGAUGUUACAACUUAUGUUAUUGAAGAUGGAAACAGGUAAUAUAAAGAAUGGUACUCUAUAUUUAUUUUUUGCGUUGGUUUUGUUAAAGGUUUAUUAUAUCGGUAUAUGUGUUUGUGUGUCGGUUUAUGUGAGCACAAUAUUGUUUUCUGUGAGUUUAUGCUAAGUAGGGGACUAAACAGGGACAUGGAUGGUCAUACCUUAGUUCGCCGUAUUAAAGAUCGUAAGGCGAAUCUGCUUCAUAGUUAUUGUAUUGUUUCUAGGCUUCUCGGCCUUGGUUGAUAUUCUUUUAACAUUUCUGCAAAAUAUGAUAAUUAUCUUUCGACCUCUGACUUAGAGAUGACUGUUAAAAACUAAUGUCAAAUAAACUGGUCGUGUUGCUGAAAAACCAGCAUACUUUGAGUAUGCCGAUAAUAUAAUAGCAAAUUAAAGAAAUUUAAAAGAAUACCAAUCAGCUUAAGUUAGGCGAAAGCCUGGCCCAAAAUAUUGUAUUUUAUAGCUAGAACUUUAAUUAAUUAAUGCAUACUAUUAGAAAUAAUAAAAUGUUAUUUAAAAUUAAGAUUGUAUCAGCUUAGUGAACAUCAAUAGCUCUGGUAAAUAAAUCAUUAUUGAAAUUAUUAAAUGUUGUUAUUUUUUCGGCUGGUGGAUUGUCAGCUUGUAUUGGAUUGGAUUGUAUAAUAUUAUCGGGCGGAUGUCCAAUAAGUAUGAAUAAGGAAUUAUUUUGUAUCGAUCUAAACAUGUCAACAUCAGUCCAAUGCUGAAUGACAAUGGCCAAUAAACAUUUAUGACAUAUUACCUGGCACUUGUGCACUCUAUUCCAAAAGGGUUAAACAUCUUUGCACCAAACAUUUUUUACACAUUUUCCCUAAAUAUAUAUUAAAAAGACAAAAAGCAUACAUGACUUUUGAAAGUGGAAGAGACAUACCUGUUUGAAUCGCUUCCUAUAAGUAUUCUUAUUUUUAAAGUUAACAGUAAAAUAUGUCAUAAAUAGUUUAGUGACAUUGACAGUAUCGUUAAGGCAAGUACUGAGCUUAUUCUAAACUAUUUCACGUUUUUUUGCAUCAGAAAAAAGGUCUUCACAAUCUUGACGUGCCUUUUUAUUGAAAAACACUUUUGAAAAAUGUCACGGCAAAUAUGUUACAUUAUUUUGCUUUUUCAAUUAAAAGACACGUCAAUAUCGCUAAGUCUUUUUCUUAUGCUAAAAAACGAACUGUAAUUCCUUUGGCUAAGCACAUGACAUAUGUAAAAAGAUCAAAUCUCAUGCGCCUACGCUGAUUUAAUCCGCAAAGUUGUAUAAUCAACACAUUGAUAUUACCAACCAACAGGCGUUUUUCAAUAGCUCGGUACUUGUCUUUAUAAGAUAAAGUAUUUGUGACGUUAUUUAUAAAAAGGGACCUUAUUGUCGAUGGCGCUUAAGCCAUUAUUAACGAUGCUCCGAUAUAAAUACAAUGCCGCGCGACGCUGUGCGGUGUACGCGCCAUCGACAAUAAGGUCCAUUUGCAUAGAUAAUGCCCCAUUUACAAACUUAAUUUUUCUAUAUAUUUUAUUUGUACAGACAAUAAGAUAGGUUUAAAUUGUGACUCUCAAACCAAUCAGCCUAAUAAUAAAAAAACACUAAGUACAUAAUUAAUAAAUUUACUCAUACUGAUCUUUUUACAUUGAACAUGCUCAAUACAGUUGUAGUGCAUAAUUAUUUUCCAUCGUAUUUUCACGGAAACGUACGAACAUGUCUUGCUAUUUUAGUCGGUCUCGGUACAAUAAGUACCGAGGUUGACUGAAGUAGCAUGACAAACACGAACGUUUCCGAGAAAGUACGAUGGAAAACUAAUAUGUAUACACGACAUCCGUAUACCUAGUCACAGUUUAAACCUGAUUUUCGGCAACGUUAGAAGAAAAGAGGCUAGCUGUGAGGUGUCAAUGUUAUACUAUAAUAAAAUUCAAUUAUAUGAUAGUUAUAAUAAGUAUUUUCUAACCAAUCGAUCAAUAGUUUAAAGAUGAAGACAAGUUUGAUUAAGUACAUAUUUAUAAUGAGUAAAUUAUAGCCACCUUUUACACACCUUUGCUUUUAAAGGGAUGUUAAAGUAAUAAAAUCAUAUUUUUCGUUUUAAAAUAUGAAACACAAACUUUGUUACACGCUAACCUCUUUUAUUCUAAUGUUGGCUAAAUAUUCAGUAUAAUUUAUGGAUGGAAUUGUGUAAGAAAGUAAAUAUUGUUGGCGAGUUGGAUGCAUAUCCAAGGUUAGACGGUCUUCACAUUGGAUGCAGACCCGCACUCCUCUUCGGUGUGCGAGCGGGAUGUAGUUAUAUACGUGUAUAGCGCUGUCUCGCUCACACACCAGAACAGUGAGUGGCUCUACGACAAUGUGAUUACCGAGUUAUAGUUGCUCGCUGCGUACAAGUCCAUUUUGAGACCUAUCAUUUCAAUACAAUGUGAAAAGGGAUUUUUCUGUAAAAAAAGUAGAUUUUUUGAAAGUAUGUAUAGAAAAUUUUACCCAAACCCUCAUGUGCUUGAGAGGAGACCUGUGCCCAGCAGUGAGACGUAAAUAGGCUAUUUUUUUAUUAUAUAUAAUUUUUUUUCUUGUUUCUAUUCAGAAUCAGUAAGUAAACCUAAUUUAUUUGAAAAACUGAUCCAAGUAAGUAUUUGUCCGACGUCUUUGUAUAUAAUAAGUAGACCGUCUCGAAACUGAGUUUUUUUUGCAAUGCCUUUUCUAAUAAACAAUGAUUUCGAUUCUGAAUAAAAAAGGCAGAAAUUUUGUAAAUUUUACGAGGCACACAUUUUUUUUUUCAAAAACACCACACGAAAUGUAUUGAACCAGAUAAGUCUGCAACGAUUUUGAUAGUACACGCAGUGUAAGUGUUAUUUAUACGCCAUAAUUUCAUAGAAGUUUGAUGUUUAAAAUAACACUUGCACUGCGUAUGCUAUCAAAAUCGUUGCAGACUUGUCUUGGUCUAACUAUAUGUAUGUCAAAGUCGACUUGUAAGCGGCGAGCAACAUAGUUGGUAAGAAUGCUUUUGUGGUGCUAACAACGGGUGGUGGGCGUAAUUAAUGAUUUAGAGCUAUAACGGUGAUGAGGUGGUGAUGACGAUAAUGAAAUUGAUAGUGAUGGGGGUGGUGAUGGUGAUGAUUGUAUUAAUGAUGAAAACUGUGUUGAUGAUGGUCAGGCUAAAGUUUGGGGUGGUUUUACACCAUUGGAGACAAAUAAUGGCAAUAAUAAUAAAAUAUAAUAAAUCAUGCAAAUACCUACGUAAAAUAAACAGGGGCUUUUUUAAAUGGUUCUACUGAUCCGGUUAGGUAAAAAUUCUGUGAAAGAUAGAAAAAAGAUUAUGAAAAAAAAUAAAGAUCUUCUAAUAUAAUUCUCACGCAGCAUCACAGGAUCUAGUAGGAAUGACGCAUUUACAUAAAUUAAUAAUAUACACCUUGUAAAUUAUAUAAAUAAAAAAGUGCCGAGAAUCUGGAACUUUAACCAUAGAAAGUUAGAAAAUUUUAAGGAAAUUCGAAUAUCGGAUGGGAAUAAAUUGAUAAUGAUAAAGCUGAUAUUUGAAAUAUUAUCAUCACAUCACCGUUUAGAUUAUCAACACGCUUAAUGGUUAGACUGAUGCGUUACAUCGCUUUCGUUACAGCCGUUUUGAGGAGACAGGAAGGAUGCUACUUCUUUUCUGUUUUGUGUCAAGUUGUUGUUAUGCAUAGAUUUUCAUGAUUAUUGUUUGAUUGUGUAGUUUAUUUUAGUAACAAUAAUGUGUAUAUUAAGUAGUAUAUUAUAUAUUUUUUUCUGUGGUAAAGGUAUACUUGACUUCCCAUCAAAAGUAUCUACACGCAAGACAAGACAGAAUAUCGUAGACAUGAUUAACUAAAAGUGAACUUUAUAUAUACCUAUAUGCCAGUCUCAACCAGAAGGGACCUUAUUGUCGGUAGUCAAUAAGACGCUACUUCCAUGUAGCUUCGAUUUGAAAUCAACCUUGUCGACAACCAAUAAUGUUGGUUUUGGUUGAAAACAUCACAUACCUAUAUUUUCACUAUUAUAUAAAUUUUUUUUAGAGGUUGGUUGAUUUGUACUUAUACAUUACCUAAAUUGAAAAUAACAGCAUUACAGUAUCUUGGCACAAAACUAAUACAAAAUAGCAUACUCGUGACAAAACCCUCAAAAUAAUAUUUAAUAAUUGUAAUAAUGAUAUGUGGAUCUAGGUAUUUGUAAUGAUUAUAUGUAAAUUUAAAAUUAAAUCAUUCAUUGUAUCAGUCGUGUCGCUAUCCCCAUUCGGCGUGUUUGAUGGAAGUGUAAAAGUCAUUAAUGAAUAAAACAAUUAAAAUGUUA